AUGUAUGGGUUUGUUAUUGCUUUGAAUGCACUUCAUCCGAAUUAUAUUGGAGAAAGUCGAAUUCCAAGACAGAUUAUCAAUCGAGCACUUCUCUCUGUUGUCGACGAAAAUGAAUUAGAUAAACUUCUUCAUGAAACACCCAUUGCAUAUGGUUUUUGUAUUAACGGGGGAUUUUUUCGCGCAGACAAUAAUCAACAAUGUUAUUUGCUUAACUAUGAAUUGGGACCGAAUUUGAACAGUCAUGAUAACAUGACAAACAAGAAUUUUAUCAGUAAAUGUCUUGUUCUAAACAAUGAACAAUAUGAACAAUAUCAAAAAAAGAAUGAUGAUGUUUGUAUUGUCUUGAAUUAUCUUCUUCAUUACAAUCAUUAUGAACGACUUCAAGGAUCGAUUGUUGAAAGAGCAGCACUUUUAUCAAGUCGAAAUCGUGCUCGACGUGGACUCGAAUUUGGAGAGAUACGCACGGAAAAAGACGCCUUAACUUUAUUAGGUGAUCGAGCCGAUGAAAAGUUUCCGAUUUUUAUCAUUCCUGAAACGAAUGAAAACAAUACGGCAACACUUUGUACGGCUCAUUUUAAUUUUCAUACAUAUCAAUUGAUCAUCUAUCGGAAUAAUCCGAAAGACAAUAGUGAACCACAUCUAGUGUAUAAUCUUGCUAAUUUAUGGAAGCAAAACGACAAGACUGAGAAAUAA
Molecule: messenger RNA, 693 nt
Organism: Rotaria sp. Silwood2
Lineage: Eukaryota; Metazoa; Rotifera; Eurotatoria; Philodinida; Philodinidae
Source: the annotation of a GenBank genome assembly